AUUGCUUCGUCGCAUGUUGAUGACGUUUCCAUUUUACCGAGGAAGUUUUGCUGGCUUCGCAGAUACAAUUUUCUCCCAAAAAGACACAUUUUCCCACUCAAACAGGUGAUUGAUUACGCUUGGUCUUUGUCAACUUAUUGUAACUCAUUGUCUUGGCUCCACUGCUCAUUAAGGUUUGGUCCUUAAUGGAGUAACUUUAGAGAUUGAGUGAGAUGACUGACCAGGGCAACAACAGCCAGAACAUCUCCUGUAACCCUUUCGCUGCCCUCUUCUGUUCAGUGGCUGAUGCCAAGCAGUUUGCGUCAGGACAGAAACCAGAUCAGCCACCAUUGGAGGAUUCAGGUGAGAGCCAGUCCGAGUCGGAGAACUCCGUGUCAGACAGCGUCGACGAUAAUGACGACUCUCUGGCAGAGAUCAGUCGUUCCUUCCGCUCUCGACAGGAGCUGUGUGAACAGCUCAAUGUCAACCACAUGAUCCAGAGAAUAUUCCUAAUUACAUUGGACAACAGUGAUCCGAGUCUUAGAGGAGGAAAUGGGAUCCCUGCUCGCUGUGUGUACCUGGAAGAAAUGGCAGCGGAUCUGGAUGGACAAGACUGGUUGGACAUGAAUAAUAUAGAACAGGCUUUAUUCAGCCGUCUGCUGCUGCUCGAGCCAGGAAACCAUCUUAUCUAUAUGACCUCCUGUAGCGCUGUUAACCUCUCUGCUGACCGUGACGCCGGAGAGAAAUGUGCGAUCCCUUCUUAUGCUAGCUACCAGCGGGCCAAAGAAGAGGUGACAAAGGUACCAGAGAAGCUGCUGGCAUUUGCAAUUCAUUGUAAGAACUUGACCAUCUCAAACACAAGGACAGUUUUACUCACCCCAGAGAUCUACAUCAGCCAAAAUAUUUAUGAACAGCUCCUGGAUCUGCUGCUUGAAGGAGUUAGUGGAACAGAGCCUGAAAAAGUGUUUGAGUUUGUGGAAGAGGUCAUUGCUGGCCUGCUCUCUGACCAGGAGGUGCGUACCUUUGAGGAGGUGAUAGUACCAGUGUUGGAAAUCUUCUACGGACGUGUCAAAGACUUGGACUUGUGCCAGCCUCUUCUGUACCGUUACCUUGAUGUUCUCCUCUAUUUCACCCACCAGAAGGACAUUGCCAAGGUAUUAGUGGAACACAUUCAGCCCAAAGACCUAGCCAGCGGCUUGCAGUACCAGAAAAGCCCACUUGGGGCAGUUUUGAGUAUCUCCUGCCUGUUGAAAACUCCAGGUGUGGUGGAAGGUCACAGCUACUUCCUCAAUCCCUCACGCUCCAGCGCCCAGGAGACAAAAGUCCAGGAAGCAAACAUCCAUCAGUUUAUGGGCCAGUUUCAUGAAAAGCUGCAUCAGAUUUUGAAAAACUUGCUUCAGCGGCCUGGUGAGACGCGGCACUUGCUGCUCUCUUGGUUGGGCAACUGUCUGCAUGCUAAUGCUGGUCGUGCCAAGAUCUGGGCGAAUCAGGUGCCGGAGAUUUUCUUCCAGAUGUAUGCGUCUGAUGCAUUCUUCCUAAAUUUGGGUGCAGUACUGCUGAAGCUUUGCCAGCCUUUCUGCCGGCCACAUUCACCUAAACUGCUCACCUUCAACCCUUCUUACUGUGUGCUCAAAGAAUUGAGUGAAGAAGAACGACAAACUCGCAGUGUGCAUGCAAGAGGUCUUGACAAGGAAACCUGUCUGAUCCCUGUGCCCCCGCAGCAGCCACUGGACUCUUCGCAGUCUUACAGUCUUCUUACUGAAAACCUCAUCUUCACACAACUUGCGCUCCAUCUCGGCUUCCACAGACUUCAUGAACAGAUGGUGAAGAUGAACCAGACUCUGCACCGGCUCCAGGUUACGUGGCAGGAUGCUCAGCGGACAGGCAACCCGAUGUCAGAGCAGCUCUUGGAGCAGUUUGAACGACUGAUGGUUAUUUAUCUGUCCACUAAAGCUGCUGUGACGCAGCCGACAAUGCUGCAAUGCUGCCUGAACCUCCAAGCUUCCACUGCUGCUCUGCUGGUCCAGUUUGCUGUGGGAAACCAGGGGCCGGAAUAUGUAGCGCUCACUUUUCCCUUGGACUCGCUGCAGGAUACAGUGCUGUGCUAUGUACCAGAAUUUUUUGCAGAGAGCUUGGGAGAUUUUUUCAUCUUCCUCCGCCGAUUUGCGGACGAUGUUUUGGAGACAUCUGCUGAAAAUCUGGAACAGAUUCUAAACUUCAUCACUGUCUUCAUGGGCAAUGUAGAGAGGAUGAAGAAUCCUCACCUAAGAGCGAAGCUGGCUGAGGUCUUGGAAGCUGUAAUGCCACACAUGGAGCUGUUGUCCCCCAGUGCUGCUCAGCCAAUCAUGUUCCAGCGAGAGAGAGUCUUCUGUACCUACAGACAUGCACCUCAGCUGGCAGAGGCCCUCAUCACUGUGUUUGUAGACAUUGAAUUCACAGGUAAUCCUCACCAAUUUGAGCAAAAAUUCAACUACAGAAGACCCAUGUAUCCCAUCCUUAAGUACAUGUGGGGUAAAGAUACCUACAGAGAGAGUAUCAAGCACUUGGCAGACUAUGCAUAUGAGAACCUGGAGGCCAUGAAUCCCCCUCUGUUCCUCAGGUUCCUCAACUUACUGAUGAAUGAUGCCAUCUUUCUACUGGAUGAAGCCAUUCAGUACCUGAGUAAAAUCAAAAUUCUACAGCUGGAGCGAGAUCGGGGGGAGUGGGAAGGCCUAGCAAAUGAAGCCCGAAGGGAGAAGGAGUCAAGCCUGCAGAUGUUUGGACAGCUUGGACGCUUCCACAACAUCAUGUCCAACGAAACCAUUGGCACGCUGGCUUUCCUCACCUCAGAGAUCAAAGGAGUCUUUGUGCACCCCUUUGUGGUUGAAAGGAUCAUUUCCAUGCUCAACUACUUUCUGCAGCACCUUGUGGGUCCUAAGAUGGGUGCCCUUAAGGUCAAGGACUUCAGUGAGUUUGACUUCAAGCCACAGCAGCUGGUUUCUGACAUCUGUACCAUCUACCUCAACCUUGGCAAUGAGGAAAAUUUCUGUGCUACAGUCCCCAAGGAUGGACGUUCGUACUCUCCUACCCUCUUCUCUCAGACGGUUAGGGUACUGAAGAAGAUAAACAAGCCUGGGGACACGAUUGUGGCUUUUGGGCUCCUUGCUGACAAAAUAAAGUCUCAUGCAGACAGACACCAGCAGGAAGAAGAAACAUAUUCAGAUGCUCCAGACGAGUUCUUGGACCCCAUCAUGUCCACUCUGAUGCUGGACCCUGUUCUUCUCCCUUCAUCCAGUGUAACAGUAGACCGGUCGACUAUAGCAAGGCAUCUACUCAGUGACCAGACAGACCCUUUCAAUCGCAGUCCUCUUACCAUGGACCAGAUUAGGCCAAAUGAUGAACUGAAGGAGCGGAUCUUACAGUGGCUGGAAAAGCACAAGCAGAAGAGGUUACAGCUGGGACCGAGUGGUUAGCAUUGAUCUCUUACUGUGACAAACAAUGACUCUAGUUCUUUUUUGUUUUUGUUCCCGUGGCCCACAUCCAGUGUGCCCAUCUGCUUCUUAACUAAUCCACAGUGUACUUACCACUGUGGAUUUCUUCAAACUCUUCCAGUUUUACUAACUUGCCUUUCAUAUUCAAAGGAUUAUUUCAGUUUGUGAUGUCAGUCCAUGCUAAGUCUAACCUACACCUCUGCUGUUGAGGUUGGAACAUCUGCUUCUUCUCCCUGAAUGCUGUGUAUUGUUGCUUCUUAUAUUCACAGCAGCUCAGUUGGAAUGUUAUUGUAUUAUAUCAACUUCUGACUGACCUGCUGUCCAAAACAAGCUUUUAUACCACAAGGUAAGUAUUUUUGGAAACUGUGAUUGUGGAAUAUAGGAAAUGUACUGCAUUUCUAUUACACAUUUCCAUGUGAUGCAGACAUUCAGAGUGCUUAACAAUGAUGCGUCACCUUCUAUUCACACACACACAUCGAUGCCAGGGUGCUACCAUGCGCGAUAGCUCACCUGCACACCGGAUGCAACUUGGGGAUUAGGGAGCUUGCUCAAGGCCACCUUACUGAUUUUCCUGUCGGAUUAUAAAAUUGAACCAAAGACCCUCUGCUCACAUGCCAUUGAGAGACAUGAAUGGGUUUCUUUGAGUUAAUGUGUCCAUCAUCAUAGAAAUUCUGUACAGCUUUAUUUUUAAUCAUACGUGACUGAAAAAAAAUGGUGUUGAACAUGCAAAAACAAAAUUCACUGAUCUGUAAAUACGCUUUCAGCUGUGUGUGUAAAUGAAAACUCAGAAAGACCA
Molecule: messenger RNA, 4245 nt
Organism: Thalassophryne amazonica
Lineage: Eukaryota; Metazoa; Chordata; Actinopteri; Batrachoidiformes; Batrachoididae
Gene: ube4a
Product: ubiquitination factor E4A (UFD2 homolog, yeast)
Biological process (GO): protein polyubiquitination
Cellular component (GO): nucleus; ubiquitin ligase complex; cytoplasm
Molecular function (GO): ubiquitin-ubiquitin ligase activity
Source: RefSeq, a predicted model, not a curated record